This is a messenger RNA of Vespula pensylvanica (western yellowjacket), 1412 nucleotides long. RefSeq names its product outer dense fiber protein 3B-like. The transcript has 4 exons. The coding region runs from base 178 to 864 and encodes 228 amino acids. Lineage: Eukaryota; Metazoa; Arthropoda; Insecta; Hymenoptera; Vespidae. The record is from RefSeq and is a predicted model, not a curated record.
AUACAUAUGUACAAAUGUACGUACGUAUGUAUAAAAAUUGAUACAUUAUAUCGAACUGUCAAUUGUUUCUCUUUUCGUCUAAUCAAAAUGUAGUUGACAUAAAAAUUACAACAUUUUUAUUUUUUGUAAAUACAAAAUUUUCUAUCAGAUAUCAAAAUUUAUAAGAAUUUUAUUAUAAUGCCUCCCAGGGCAGACAGAACCGCUGGUGGCGGCGAUGAUACAAUAAAAUCUAAGACAAUUACGAGUGCAACAUUUUGCGGGAUACCCUCUCCAGGACCGAAGUACAAAUUGAAAACGCUCGUUGGUUACAACGAUCAUUGUAUUUCGAAGUAUCGAAAUCCGGCAUACACGUUUGGUAUGAGGCAAAUAUCUGAAGACGUAUGUGAAGGUCCUGGACCAAAGUAUAUGCUUCCAGAAGUAAGAGCAAAAGGUUUUACUCAUGGAUUCGCGUUAAAAACUACAGAUAAAACUUGUGGUCCUGGUCCGAAAUAUUUUAUACCAACUCCUCCAAGCGGUCCUAUAUUUUCUCUAAAAUGGCGUACUAGAUACAAAACUGAAUGUGCAUCGCCUGGACCUUACGACAUUAAGUCGUUCCCUGGACCAAGCUUUACCAUAGGAGUACGUCUUCCUGAUGACAAAUGUAUUGGUGGACCGGGACCUGCUGGCCCAUAUACAUUGGAUGUGGUUAAACCAAGAUCACCAAUGUUUAGUAUAGGCUUUUUCCAUCGCUAUAAAGAUAUCUGUAAGAGCCCAGGACCUAAAUAUAAUCCCAAAUUGUUAGAUCUAUCACCAAAGUUUUCUUUUGGAAUGAAGCAUAGUGUCUGUGCACCACCGUAUUUUUCUGAGUGUGAUGAAAAAUGUUAAACGUCGAUUUGUCCAUAAAAUUUAUCGAUCCAAGAAUUAUUUCGCCGAUUAUGAUUUUAUAGAUUCGAUAUUAAUUAUUUUGAUACAAUUUACUCAAAUUGUUAACAUCGUUGAUGAUAGUUUAGAUAUCAUACGAUGUAUGAUAAAAAAGUAAAGCAUUUUGAUCAAAUUUAUUAUACUAAAAAUCAAAAAUAAAUUACAGAUAUUUUUAAAAUUGCCUAAAAACAUCAAUUCAUAAAUAAUAAAUGUAUUUUAAAAUCUAAUGUUGAAAGAUAUACAUAAUUCAUAUCGUUGAACGUUUUAGAUAUCGUUCGGGAUGUAUAUACAAAAAAAUUUGUGCUGUAUAUAAAUAAAAAAAUUGUGCUGUGUAUAAAUUAUUAAAAAUAAUAUUUUAAAAAAUAUUGAAUUAGAUUUUACAGGAACAAUAUCAGAACAUUAUUUUGUCGAAAUCAUUAAUAUACCGUGCAGAAUUAAAUGUGCAACAGCUCAUUUCUCGCUUUUCUUAGAAAAAAGAUAUCGUUAUAAUUUCAAUCUUUACAAUUCCAAGA